AUGGCUAUCAUUGGUUCUUGGAUUACCAUAGCAGCUUCUGAAUUCUUGAACGAGCUUUGGAGGUUGAAGAUUCCACCGAAAGUGAAGAGCUUGAUGUGGAGAGGGGGAAAUAAUUGUCUACCCACUAUGGUCAUGCUCAUUACAAAAAAAGUGGUUGUCAAUAGUCUAUGUACAAUUUGUGCUUUGCAUGAUGAAACAAUAUUACACAUCUUGGUAACUUAUUCUUUGGCGACACAAUGUUGGGAAAGGGUAGGGAUUACCACUUUGAUAACUGCCAACAUGUCUUUUUUGGACUGGUGUAUUGCAACAUUUCAAGCUGUUAAUGACGAGAAAUGCUGCAUCAUUGCAACUUUGUGCUGGGCAAUAUGGAGUGCAAGAAAUGAAAAAGUAUGGCAAAACAAGUCCACAAAUGCUCUGUUUUUGUAUGCAUUGGCGGGAAGUUACCUUGCACAAUGGAAGGCUACUCAAUCUUCAUAUCAAGAAGAAUUUUGGACUAAUUUAUUACCAGAAGAAGGUGCUGAGCGGUGGUGUGUGCCAAAUGUGAAUGAAGUCAAGGUGAAUGUUGAUGCUUCUAUUUUUGGAGGAAACCAAGGCUUUGGUUUUGGUUUGGUGGCAAGAAAUGAGCAUGGUUUUAUGUUGGAGGGUACCAUUAGGCUUUGUAAUGAAGUCGUUAGGCCGGAGCUAGCAGAAGUUAUUGGCGUUAGAGAGGCGCUUAGUUGGAUAAAGCAAAAUCGGUGGUAG
Cannabis sativa is the source of this 741-nucleotide messenger RNA. RefSeq lists its product as uncharacterized. The transcript is spliced from 2 exons. The record is from RefSeq and is a predicted model, not a curated record. NCBI's taxonomy places the organism in Eukaryota, Viridiplantae, Streptophyta, Magnoliopsida, Rosales, Cannabaceae. The coding region runs from base 1 to 741 and encodes 246 amino acids.